Messenger RNA from Camellia sinensis, 2864 nucleotides. Its product is annotated as U-box domain-containing protein 17. The record is from RefSeq and is a predicted model, not a curated record. NCBI's taxonomy places the organism in Eukaryota, Viridiplantae, Streptophyta, Magnoliopsida, Ericales, Theaceae. Gene Ontology annotation, biological process: protein ubiquitination. Gene Ontology annotation, molecular function: ubiquitin-protein transferase activity; protein binding.
CGUCCGUCAAAGCUAAGAAAAACAAAUGUCAUUUUCAUGGAAGGAGUUGCCUAGAAAAUUCCCAGAGAUACAAAUCCAAUAACCAGAAAAACAGCUCCUCCUCCUCCUCAUAUUGAAACUUCAGUCAAUCCUCUCUCUCUCUCUCUCUCUCUCUCUCUCUCUCUCUCUUCCUUCGUCUUCAUUAUCACGCGGAUUCAUUGUUACAGUCAUUCAUUUUCCAUUCCUUAUAUUUACUUUCUGACCUUCCAAACACUCUACACUAAAUUCCAAUACCAUUUCACAACCUCUGUUGCAGACACAAACAUCAAUUUAUAUAGAGACAAGUUGCAGAGAUCAUAUAUAUAUAGAGAGAGAGAGAGAAGAGUUGUUGCAGAGAUCUGUUGAGAAGGAGCGAUAUAUAUAGAAACAUAUAUAUAUUUGUAGAGAGAGAUUGAGAAGAGUUUUGGUGAUGGCGUCGGCGGCGAUAUUUUCGUCGGUGAGGAGGAGAUCGCCAUCGCUAGAAGCGUUCUUAGCGCCGGUGGAUCUGACGGACGUGGCGCUUGUGGAAACCCUAGAGGCGGUGUCGGCGGAGCUGAUUGCUUCGUUCUCGGGGAGAGCGCUGCCGUUUCAGCGCAAGAAUUUGCGGUCGUUGAUUCGGAAGGUGGAGGUCUUCGUCCUUCUGUUUGAGUAUCUUCGCGAUUCGAGUUCGAGUUCGAGUUUGAAUCUGUCUUCGACGGCGAUUCUCUGCUUCAAGGAGGUGUACCUGUUGUUGCUUCGUUCGAAGAUGCUUCUCGAUUACUGCUUCCAUUCUUGUAAGUUGUGGCUUUUGCUUCAAAACCAUUCCAUUUCGGGCCAUUUUCAUGAUCUCAAUCAAGAAAUUUGCACUCUCUUAGAUGUUUUCCCAUUGAAUGAGUUGAAUUUGAGUGAUGAUAUUAGGGAACAAGUUGAAUUAUUGCAUAAACAAGCGAAACGUUCGAAAUUGUUGAUUGAUAAACAUGACGAGGCCUUGAGACUCAAAUUAUUUUCAUUUCUUGAUGAAUUUGAGAACGGGAGAGUUCCUUGUCCCGUGGAAUUGCACUCUUUUUUCGUUGAAAGGUUAGGAAUUCAAGGGGCGAAAAGUUUUAGGGUGGAAAUUGAGUUUUUGGAAGAACAAAUUGUGAAUCAUGAUGGUGAUUUGGAGCCAUCCGUAUCCGUGAUUAAUGGGUUUGUAGCGCUGACUCGGUAUUGUAGGUUCUUGUUAUUUGGGUUUGAGGAGGAUGAAGUGGAAUUGAAGAGUGGGAAACAGAAUAAGCUGAAGAAAGGGUUGAUUAAUAGAAAAAAUUCAGAGAUAUUUGUCAAGAUUCCGAAGGACUUUUGUUGCCCAAUAACAUUGGAUUUGAUGAAAGAACCGGUGAUAAUUUCAACAGGACAGACUUAUGAUCAAGCUUCCAUAUCAAGGUGGCUUGAGGAUGGGCAUUAUACUUGCCCAAAAACCGGACAAAUGCUUAUUCACACCCGGCUUGUUCCUAAUUGUGCUCUUAGAAACUUGAUUAUGCAGUGGUGCACUGCUCAUGGAUUACAUUAUGACCCACCGGAGAAUGCAGAUUCUUCUGCUGAAACUUUUGCAUCGGCUUCAGCAAGCAAGGCUGCGACCGAAGCUAACAAGGCCACAUCAACUCUUCUUAUUCAACAGUUAGCAAACGGGUCACAGAUAGCAAAAACCAUUGCUGCCCGUGAGAUACGUUUGCUAGCAAAAACUGGGAGAGAAAACCGGGCUUACAUUGCAGAAGCUGGCGCAAUCCCUCAUUUGAAAGAACUGCUUUCCUCUUUGAAUGCUGUUGCACAAGAGAAUUCUGUCACCGCAAUGCUCAACUUAUCAAUAUAUGACAAGAACAAGAGCCGAAUAAUGGGUGAAGAAGAGUGUUUAGGAUCAAUUGUUCGAGUUUUGAGAUUUGGACACACAACUGAGGCAAGGGAAAAUGCUGCAGCAACGUUAUUUAGCCUCUCUGCAGUUCACGAAUACAAGAAGAGAAUAGCGGAUGAGGAUGGGGCAGUUGAAGCCUUGGCAGGGUUGCUGAUAGGAGGGACCCCAAGAGGAAAGAAAGAUGCAGUAACAGCUUUGUUCAAUUUAUCGACCCACACAGAUAAUUGUACAAGGAUGAUAGAAUCGGGGGCUGUAACCGCGCUAGUGAAAGCGUUGGGAAUUGAAGGCGUUGCUGAGGAAGCAGCGGGUGCAUUGGCAUUGAUUGUUAGGCAGCCAAUUGGGGCUGAAACAGUGGGGAACGAACAAUCAGCGGUGGAAGGAUUAAUAGGAAUGAUGCGGUGUGGGACUCCGAAGGGGAAAGAGAAUGCUGUGGCUGCAUUGCUCGAGUUGUGUCGGAGCGGUGGGGCCGCUGCAGCUGAGAGAGUGUUGAAAGCCCCCUCAUUGGCUGGCUUGCUUCAGACUCUGCUCUUCACGGGGACAAAACGGGCAAGGAGAAAGGCGGCAUCACUGGCUAGAGUUUUCCAGAGGUGUGAGAAUGCAGUUUUGCAUUUUGGUGGAUUGGGAGUUGGGUAUGCAUUUGCUGGCAAUUCAGCUGCAAAUAGAGAGACAAGUUUUGCUGGUGAUGUUACAGUCCCUUUGCCCAUUUCAGUACCAGUUUUAUAAGAGUAAUAAUGUCCAAUCUUGUGUUAUUGUUCCCAUUUUUGUUGUUACAUUCAAAAAAUUCAUUCAUUUUUACAUAUAUAAUAUGAUAGGAAAGAAGAAGAAUAUUAUACAAAUAUGGUGAUUUGUAUGUGGAAAGAAAUGGUGAUGGUUUUGAGCUGUUGAUAAACUCUCAUCUCAUCUGUGGUUAUUGUUGGACCUUUUUGACUAAAAUUAUGGUUUGAUUAAUAAGAGCAAAUACAAAUAUUUGAUCGAUAGUAAA